Molecule: messenger RNA, 192 nt
Organism: Plasmodium knowlesi strain H
Lineage: Eukaryota; Apicomplexa; Aconoidasida; Haemosporida; Plasmodiidae
Product: conserved Plasmodium protein, unknown function
Exons: 1
Coding region: 1-192 (63 amino acids)
Source: RefSeq, a predicted model, not a curated record
AUGAACGGCGAAUACGCACAGAAGCCACCAACGUACGCAUGGGAUGUAGGCGUUGGCCUGGAUGCUUUAAGACAAAACAUUAUCGAUUUUAUUAUUUUUUGCGGCUUCAUAGCAAGUAUUUUGGGCUCCUUUUAUUUUUUUUACUGGCUGAAAACUCGCGAAAUGAGAAAUAUGUGCAGCAAAAAUUAUUAG